Messenger RNA from Seriola dumerili (greater amberjack), 2711 nucleotides. It is a transcript of the gene gprin3b, whose product is annotated as GPRIN family member 3. The coding region runs from base 1 to 2187 and encodes 728 amino acids. Gene Ontology annotation, cellular component: plasma membrane. The transcript is spliced from 2 exons. The record is from RefSeq and is a predicted model, not a curated record. NCBI's taxonomy places the organism in Eukaryota, Metazoa, Chordata, Actinopteri, Carangiformes, Carangidae. Gene Ontology annotation, biological process: neuron projection development.
AUGGGAACUAACCCAAAAAGGACAGUGACAGUCCAGAUGGUGCCUCAGCUGGCUGUGGUGGACACGCUGGGCAAUAAGGAGUCUAAUGCCAACUGGACUAAAGAGCCCAACCUCAAACUCUCACAGGUUUGUCCAAAACCCACCCUCACAUCUCCGGACCACAAACAGGAUAACUUAUCCCUGACUGCUGCUCCCACUAACACCAUCCCACAUACCCAAAAAACAGCUUCCAAGGGAGUUCCGGCCAAUGGAAACCAGACAAAAUCUGAGCUUGUGACAGGUGGAGACCAACAGAUGCCAGACCUGUCUCUAACAGGCCAAGGUGUGGGUGAGGCAGGAGGUGACCAGAGGGAUUCUAACGCUAAUAUGAAAAUGUUAAGCCUGCCUGAUGAAAAGGAAAUGUGUAAGGACGGCUUAUCAUCUGCUGCUACAGUGUCAAAGGUCGACAUGCGAACCAAUGACUGCAGAAUAAAAGGGCCAAGUGCAGCAGAGGAAGAGUGUGCAAAGCUGACAUCCUCAGCCAAAGCCACUGCAGCAGAGUGCAGUAAUAAACAUGUUUCUCCAAGUAAUAAAAAUCUUAACAAUGCUUGUGAAUUAAGGCAAACAGCAUCUGCACCCCAACAGGAGAAUAAAGGGGGUAUAUCAACUCCCCAAAACAAGGACACUGCCACAGCACAGGAAUCUAAAGAGCCUGAUCAUACACAAAGUUCCUCACAAAGCUCCGUCAGUCUGCAGGAGACUCCCAAACCUCAAAAAAGCGUGGAAACUACAACCCAACGUAGCUCUACUACACCUCCAUCUAACAUCAAAGAAGCAGAAGCCGCAUCUAUAAAUAAGAAUCUGAGUUCAACUUUUCCAGAGAAGGAUUUACAACCAGCAAAGAAACAACAAGUCUCCUCAGAUAAACAUCAGCCAGUGUCUUCACAGAAGGACUCCUCCACUCAGCCCCAGGCCAUACAAAACAAGCCGGCAUACGGGCAGGUGAGUGAGGAAACCAGCCAGACUGACACAGCUGUCACUGAAGAGCUGCAGCAGCAGCAGCAGCACUGCAAGCUCUACAAGGAGGCUUCGACUAUGACCUCAUCCCUGUCAUCCACCCCAGUCAAGCAGUGUCAUGAUAUGGAGGUUCAAGCUGUUGCUAACACGGCCAGUAAGGCUGUGGCCACAAGUCCGAGCUUACUGCCCUUUGCUGUGACUCGCAGGCCGAGUGGUGGUGCAGUCCCCAGGGAGGAGGCGCAUAGCCUGGCUGUAGUCUGUCAGGUGGAUGGGGGUGUGGGUCUCCAUCAGAUAAGCAUGACUUCUCUAUCCACCUCUACUGAUCCAAGGUCAGAGAAACUCACAGUCGAGGCGGAGAUGUGCCACAACCAAAAUGCAGGCAUGGUUUUAAACUCUCUGUCCCAGCAGCAAGAUGCCAGGCUAGGGGCUAAGCCUAAAGAACCGGGGCCAGCUUUAUGCAACAUCCAGCCAGUUUAUCAAAUCAAUAUUGAACACAGCAACCACAAGGACCAAGGAGAGACAGGUAACUCCCAGCAUAAAACUGCAGCUCAGACAUCUGCAGCUAAAACAACCACUGCUGAAGCUCCCGCUUUCAAAUCAGGAACACCCCCAGAGACAGCCGGUGCUUCCAAGUCUGGAUCUGCUGACAGUAACAAUGCUGCACUGUGUCAGGCUGCUGUUACAACCAAGGCCGAAAAGGCCCUGCCAACAACAACAGCAGCAAACACCACAUCCAAGUCAGGUCUAACUAAAAACAAAGCUCAGAGUUCAAAAGAAAAGAGCAAGGAAGCUGGAGGCAAAGCCCUGACGAAGGAGACAAAUUCUGGCAAAAAGAAGAUAGAACCAGAGAGGAACAAAGAAGAGGAUAACCAGUCAGGGAAGCAGAAAGGAACGAGCGUCCAUGAUGUCGUCUGGGAUGAACAAGGGAUGACUUGGGAGGUUUACGGGGCUUCUGUGGACCCAGAAUCCCUUGGUUUUGCCAUUCAGAGCCACCUGCAGUGUAAAAUCAAGGAGCAAGAGAGGAAACUGAUGGUCCAGACCUCCUUCCGAAAGUCGAUCUCUGGUGUCGACUCGCCGGGACAGGGCAGGAAGAACAAAAGGAGGCAGCAGAACAUUUUCAGGUCAAUGCUGCAAAAUGUCAGACGGCCCAACUGCUGCGUGCGUCCCCCUCCCUCCUCCGUCCUCGAGUAGCACAGCACAGAGGUGGCCAAUGUCAGACUCCUCCCUUUUUUCCUAGAGGUCAAAAUGUUUGUCCUCUCCUCGUCAUGACUGCAAUGCCAAGUGAAACAUUAGUGGGGUGACGAUCCCUGUAAGUAAGUAAGUAUACUGGAAUGUUGUAGCAUAAAGAGGAAAACUACUUGUGAUGUUUGUGAUCAAAGAAGGUAGGACAUAGAAUUAUAAAAAUGAACAACUCAAGAGUUAUUUUCUAGAAAUAGAUAUUAUAAAAAAAGAGAGAAGACUUCUAACAGUUUUUAAAUAACAAAGGCAAUAAUAGUGAAACGCAUGUAUAUUAGUUGCAAUGGCAGUUGUAUGACCUAAAAUGAAGUCCAGACCCUCACAGUACAUGGCACUGAUCAUGGGAUAGACAUAUUACUUACUGUCAGAAUAUUUGUGCAAAUAUAUUAAACCAACAUCUCAUUACAUUCGGUGCAUUUGGUAUCUGUAUUUGAGAUGUUUUAGGGCCCUAUAUUUAUAAGAUUGCUGUAUUUUUUUCU